Messenger RNA from Apus apus (common swift), 2437 nucleotides. It is a transcript of the gene LOX, whose product is annotated as lysyl oxidase. The record is from RefSeq and is a predicted model, not a curated record. Gene Ontology annotation, biological process: peptidyl-lysine oxidation. Gene Ontology annotation, molecular function: protein-lysine 6-oxidase activity; copper ion binding. Lineage: Eukaryota; Metazoa; Chordata; Aves; Apodiformes; Apodidae. The coding region runs from base 335 to 1687 and encodes 450 amino acids. The transcript has 7 exons.
CCGGAGGACGAUGAGAGGCUGAUUGUUUGCUCCGGCUCCCAUUCGCAUCCUCCUCGCCUAUAAAUACCGGGGAGAAGAAAAGCCGCUCCUGCCGCCUCCCCCAGGCCGAGUUUCCUUCCCGACGGCCCGACCUGCCCGAUGCCACCGCUCGAGUGCCGCCGCGCCUGAGACCCCGCUGCUCGCCUAACCCCUAGAGCGGCGCAGCCCGCUCGCCCCCCGACCUCCCUACACCCGCCCCCUCGGCCCCGUCCCGGCCAGGAAGGCGCCCUUAGCUCUCCGCACGCCCCUCGGUUUCGCCCGUUCCUCUCCCCCGCCAGCACCCAGAAAACAGAAGAUGCAUUUCGCGCCGCCGGGGCUCCUGCUCGCCCAGCUCCACGCGUGCAUCUACUGGAGCUGCCUGUGGCCCGCUGGCUGCCAGCAGCCGCCGCCGCGCCGCGACCCUCCGCCGCCCCCCGCCGCCUGGAGGCAGCGGAUCCAGUGGGAGAACAACGGGCAGGUGUACAGCCUGCUCAGCCUCGGCUCCCAGUACCAGCCCCCCCGGCGCAGGCAGGCGGCGGAGGCGGUGGGCAGCCCCAUCGUCUUGCUGCGGAACAACGGCACGCUGCCGCGGGGAGCGACCGCCCGAGCCACCGCCGGCGCCACGCAGCCUCAGCCCGCCGCCAGCAGCCGGCGGGGCUCCGGCGCACGGCACUGGUUCCAGGCCGGCUACCAGGCUCCCUCCGGGGGUCGCGCCGCCGCGGGGCAGCACAGCCAGGGGUCCGCCAGCCCCGCGGCCGCCGGGACGGCCAGGAGCCCCUCCUCGGGCGCGUCGCGACCUGGUGCUCCCACCAGCUCCGCUGGCGGCACCGGGACCGACGGGGACCGGAGUAGCACCGGGGCCGGCGGUCUGCCGCCCCUCAGCAGUUUCAGACCCGGGCGGGAAGAUGUCAUGGUAGGAGACGACCCCUACAACCCCUACAAGUACACGGACGAUAACCCCUAUUACAACUACUACGACACCUACGAGAGGCCCCGCCAGGGCAGCAGGUACAGACCCGGCUAUGGCACCGGCUACUUCCAGUACGGUCUCCCUGACUUAGUCCCGGAUCCCUAUUACAUCCAGGCGUCCACGUAUGUCCAGAGGAUGUCCAUGUAUAACUUGAGAUGUGCUGCUGAGGAGAACUGCCUGGCAAGUUCAGCUUAUCGAGCAGAUGUUAGAGACUAUGACAAUCGGGUGCUCCUGAGAUUCCCCCAAAGAGUGAAAAAUCAAGGCACGUCAGAUUUUCUGCCCAGCAGACCCCGUUAUUCAUGGGAGUGGCACAGCUGUCACCAGCAUUAUCACAGCAUGGAUGAAUUCAGUCACUAUGACUUGUUGGAUGCAAGCUCACACAGAAAAGUUGCUGAAGGACACAAAGCAAGUUUUUGUCUUGAAGAUACCUCCUGUGAUUAUGGUUAUUACAGACGGUACGCAUGUACAGCGCAUACACAGGGACUGAGCCCUGGCUGCUAUGACACUUAUAAUGCUGAUAUAGAUUGCCAGUGGAUUGAUAUUACAGAUGUAAAACCUGGAAAUUACAUUCUGAAGGUGAGUGUAAACCCCAGCUAUUUGGUGCCUGAAUCUGAUUACUCCAACAAUAUAGUGCGCUGUGAUAUACGCUAUACAGGGCACCAUGCAUAUGCCUCUGGCUGUACAAUUUCACCAUACUGAGAAAGAUGCAAGAAAAUGGAUGAGAUGGUGCCAAAUGUUUUUGAACUGAAGGAUCAUUAUAUAAACUUCAAUAGGAUGUAAACACUAUAGAAAAAAACCUACAGAGCAUACACACAUACACCCUCACACCUUAUAUGAUUUUGAAGCACUUCAGCUGCUUCUCAACCAAAACUGUAACUGGAUUUUAAGCAGUUAAAUUGGCGUUAUUUUUAUUACUAUUGAAAUGUGUGGAACUGGUGAUUCAUGCACAGAUACUUCACAUUUUGAAAUUCUAACUAAUUCAUAAAACCAUAAGCAUUUCUUAACUUCUGAAGAUUUGCAGUUCAGGUGAUAAUAGACUUCAGUAGGAAUAUUACUGGUGAAUGAGUUGAACAUAUAUUAAAAGGUAGCAAAGAUUUAUGUAAUAUGAAUUAAAUAAAUGAAAUAGAAAGUACUAGUGUUAGCUAUCUCAGAAAAUACUAGAAUGGGAAACAGCUUAAGAGUCAUGCUACAGUACCAUUAAAAUCAAACUUGCUAGUUCACAUUGAUAUGAAUGAGAAAAGUAUGUUCAGUUUUCAAGGAAUAUAAACAUAUAGCAGAGAAAUACAUAUAUAUAUAUAUAUACAUAUAUCAGUUAUACCCCUGCAAGAAAAGUUAUGUUUACAUUUUUAAUACAUUAGAAGUUUUUCCAUUUUCUUAAGUAAAAAACAGAUGGGGUUUUGAAAUAAACCUUUAAUCUGUGGAAAUGAAUUAAAGAACUUAUCCACCUUU